UGCUGCUUCAGUUCAGUUUAGCAGCGGAUACAACAGAGCGAGCUUCAAAGAGCCUGUCCGCCCAGAGAGCAAAGGGAACCUCACUCCGGCUGUGAUGCGCAGAGGGGCUCUGCUGGCUGAACAACACUUCGAUGGGAUAAAACCUCCCGGUCACAUUUAACAGCUUAUCGUGUGUGUGUGUGUGUGUGUUUUUGUAUGUGUGUGCGUGUGCGCCGCGAGGACUGAGAAAUGCUCCUGUAGCGCGAGCGCGACUGACAUAAACGCCAGCGUUUUUGCCUCGCAGAAAUAUUUGGAGUUAACUUGGAGACGUUUGGACGCUGAGCAAGUUUUGGUUUUUUUUUUUUGGUAUUAACUUUAAUCACAUUUCAGCCGUUUGCUUGGAGCCCAAAGUCCAGGACGAGAUGGAGAGCGAAAAGUACCUGCCGGAGCUUAUGGCAGAGAAGGACACACUGGACCCGUCUUUUCAGCACUCCCUCAGGCUACUGGAUCAAGAGAUUGAAAAAAUUCAGAAAGAUGAAGGGAAGGAGGAGGAGAAGUUCAUUGACGUCGUCAUCAACAAGAACAUGAAACUGGGCCAGAAAGUUUUGAUACCAGUCAAGCAGUUUCCUAAAUUUAACUUUGUCGGCAAACUCCUCGGGCCACGCGGGAACUCGUUAAAGAGACUACAGGAGGACACACUCACAAAGAUGUCAAUUCUCGGAAAAGGAUCCAUGAGAGACAAAGAAAAGGAAGAAGAGCUACGACAGAGUGGUGAGGCCAAAUAUCACCACCUGAACGAAGACCUGCACGUCCUCAUCGAGGUGUUUGCUCCGCCGGCUGAGGCCUACGCCAGGAUGGGUCACGCUCUGGAGGAGAUCAAGAAGUUUCUCAUACCGGAUUACAAUGAUGAGAUCAGACAGGCCCAGCUGCAGGAGCUCACAUACCUGAACGGCGGCUCAGAGGAUGCCAAGGUGCCAUCGGUGAGGGGCAAGUCAGCCGUCCGUGGAAGAGGGACACCUGCUCCAGGUCCUCCCAGGAGUCGAGGAGGAGUUCCUCCCCUGCAUGCAGCGGUGCCCCGAGGAGCAGCUCCCAGAGGAGCCCCACCCAGCCGGGCCCCAUCCUCCAGAGGGAGGGGGGUUCAGAGAGCCAGAGGCGCUCCCCCAACCGCCGGAUACCGGCCCGCUCCUCCCAUAGUUCAGGACACAUACGGCGAAUAUGAAUAUGACGAUGGCUACGGAACAGCUUAUGAUGACCAGGGAUAUGAAUCAUACGACAACAACUACAGUAAUCAAGGACAAAACUCAGAUGACUACUAUGAAUAUGGACACAGUGGAGAAUCAUAUGAUUCAUAUGGUUUGGAAGAAUGGGCAAACAAUCGCGGCAAGGCACCAUCAGCACGAACAACCAAGGGAGUGUACAGAGAUCAGCCAUACUCCAGAUAUUGAACUGUUUAUACAGCCCACACCUGAGUCCUCAUGGCUGUUUCAACUCAAGUAAUGGAUUUUUUAUGGACGCUCCCACCUUUUUAGAAUUGAAAACUAAAACCGCAAAGUAAUACAAAUGAAACAGCGAUAGUGAAUUAAAACUGGUUUUCGAAAAUGGCACCCCCCUGAUUAUAAAAACAUAUUCCUGCUGGGAAAAAUGUGUAAAAGCAAUUAAGGUAAUCUGUCCUUUCCUCCAGCAGAAAUCGACUGGACAUUGAGAUUAAGACUUUAGUACAUUAAGUUUCUCUCUCAGCUCUGUGAUUGUGAAGAAUGACAUUGUAUCAAGCUAUUUUACUUGGUAAUGAUUGGUGACUAUAAGCUGUCGAUACAAUGUUUCUACACAGCUGCCAGUGCAACUUAAUUUAUCACCCUCUAUUUUUCAGACCUUGAAUUGCGUGGUUGAUCACUUAAAAAUGUAGUAGCUUAGUUCUAGGAAAGUGCAGUACUGUAGAUACUUUUUCUGAGGGGUAAUUGGUGAAAUUGUGUCCCUUGUAAAUGAAGCAUUGACAGACUGAAGAGAAGAGUCUUAUUGUAAACAUAUUGUUUUGCUGUUUCCUCCUUUUUGUAAAAUAAUAGUUCUUUAGUGUUAAAGGGCUUAUAAAAGCAUGGUGUGCAACUGUGGAUAUUGUCAACUGUUUUAUUCUCAACAGGUCUAUGUAGUUGUGUUGAUGAUUCUGGCCCCAAAACAUCCACUUUAAUACAUCUAUAAAUAGCCGCUCAUACUUUCUGUACACCCAACAACAAGAGCUGCAAAACAGGAGCUUUUUAUUUUUUGUGAUUUUUUCUUUUUCUUUUUUCUUUUUUAGAUGCUCUAAAUAAGUAAUUUUGAUGUCAUUCUUUGAUUAAAUACCAGAUACUUUUCUGACUUUGUAGGCAUAAUGAUCAGUUUUAGGAUAUUAAAUCAAAUGCUGAUGAAGUAAUUGACAGAUUUGUUCAACUUUAUUGAUUUUGAGCUUAUGUAAGCCCUUUAAUAUUUUCUUCUUUGUUGAUGCUGAAUAAACAUUUUGAAAGAAAA
Messenger RNA from Scatophagus argus, 2478 nucleotides. RefSeq names its product KH domain containing, RNA binding, signal transduction associated 3 (gene khdrbs3). The record is from RefSeq and is a predicted model, not a curated record. Gene Ontology annotation, molecular function: mRNA binding. The coding region runs from base 402 to 1424 and encodes 340 amino acids. NCBI's taxonomy places the organism in Eukaryota, Metazoa, Chordata, Actinopteri, Scatophagidae. Gene Ontology annotation, biological process: regulation of alternative mRNA splicing, via spliceosome. The transcript is spliced from 9 exons. Gene Ontology annotation, cellular component: nucleus.